GCACUACUCUUCUGAAAAGGCAGCAAUGGCAUUCCAAGUACUAGUAGUCUAGUAGGCAUAACUGGAGAAUCAAGCAUUAUUUUGCAAAUCCACGAAUUAAAAUACACGACUAGAAGCCUAUAGAAACUCUUACUUGCACGAUCUCCUUGAGUAGCUAGCUGUACACAGCCUAUUGCUUGCGCAUGUGCACCAAGGCAUAAUAUGUAAAUAAUUCGCGGGGUGUGUUGUGGUUAAAUAUAACUUCUGUUCCUGGCAUCAUGUGAACUCCCAUUCCAAAAGUCUCAUAUAUUGGGCAUGGGGGGGCAGAGCAGGUGUCUUCCCUUUUGACUGAGGAUGCCCAAGAGCUAUAUUUAUACAUAGAACUAAAAAAGGCCAUAAAGACUAUACCGAUGGAAGAUACUGAAAGACCCCGCAGACAAAAACCUUCUAGCCAAGCUCACUUAAACCCGCUAGUGUUCCCUAUUUUCCAAUGGAAAUUAGCUGGAGAAUUAUUGAAACUAGGGCACACACCAGAAAAUCUAAGCAAAAUAUUUAAAACAAAGUCUUCCCUGAAGUCAGCAGAAAAAAAAAACCAGCAACCAGCAUAGAUUAGCUGCAUUUUUGAUAAAUGAAUGGGUCCGCAUUAGGCAAGGAAGAUAUCGACCAAAUAUGAAGAGCGUUGUUGAUCUAUUCCCGGAUGACCCCACGAAGAGGAAGCUCGAACGUUUCUCAGAAGAAUCUACAGAAGCUGAGUAUCCCAAAUGUAGCAAGAGUCAUAUGUCAUUCAAGCUCAUCAAGUUGGAGCCUUAUUAUAACUUUGGUUAGGAUCAUCACCCACAAAGGUGAACUCAGUGGGAUAUGCCCUCACCACGGAACAACACCAACUGGACAUAAAGAAUGGUGUUUUUACAAAAUUUACGAUGCAGAUAAUGAAUCUGGCUCUAAAUCCAUUGUGAAGACGCCAUCAUCAGAUACGGGGUCACUGUCAUCGGAAAGGCUCCAAUACCCAACCGCUCGAGUCCAGAAAGUUGGAAUUCCAACCUCAUCAUUUGCUGGACCAUCCGCACAUCGAGUUACUCUCCAAAAACUAAUAAGACUAUACAAUCUGACUGGUGAGCAACUCAGCAGUGAAAUAAGUGAUUCUGAAUUUCCCUACCUGACCGAAUAUUUUGAUGGUGUGAUGAUCUAUUCUAAAUCCAUGGGAUUAACUCCUGCUGAACAAGCUGAUGUGAAUAUGUUGUUCUAUAGAGAAGGAACUCAAGUAGCCAUGAUAAAAUGCUUUACUUUCUGGAAAACGCACAAUCCUUAUGCAGCAACUUACAGAGCUCUGCUGGAGUUGUUACUGAAACUGAGAAAAGAGAAGAUAGCUGAUGAAAUCUGUCAGCAUUUCACUCAAUGUACGUACAAUUAUAUAAAUACCACACAUUUUAUUAAGCUCGUGACACUUUAGUUGGUUUGUUCGUAUGUGUGCAUAUUCUAUGUCUGCUCAUCUGGAAACCCUAGCUCAGCCAGGUUCUUGUUUUGUUUUCAAACUAGGAAGCAUGCAUAAUUAAUUAUAUGUUAUACCUUGCACAUUGCAGUUCAAUGAGGCCUUCCACAGACAGCUAGAGCUGCAGUUAGUAAUGAAAGCACCGCAGGUGCUGAUACCUUGGUGGAGAUGCCAAAGCUACAUAACAUAAAGCUGCUUUUAUUCAGUCCAAUCAUGAUGCAAACUCAAGGAGUUGGUAAUGAUCAACCAUGAUUGUUGUUAAAAACGAUCGAUGCCAAAAGUUCAAGUCUAAAAUAGUCAGGCUGCCGUCUGCAGAGCCUUGCAGCUCUCUUCUCACUCUUGCAGCUACCAAUAGCUAGCGUUCUAGUGCAUAGCUAACUACUAAGUAGAGUAGCAACAUUCGGUAAACACGUUUGGCUACGUGCUCUUCUGAAAAACUAAGCAUAACUCAAGAACGAAGCAUUAUUUUGCAAAUCCCCAAAUUAAAAUCCAAGUAAACAUGACUAGAAGCCUAUAGAAACUCUUACUUGCACUUGAUUCAUCCUUGAGCAGCUGUAGCAGUCUACACACACACACACACACACACACACACACACACUACCGUAUACCUCGCUUGCGCAUGCGCACCGAGGCAUAAUAAGAAUCCUUAUACAAUGUAAUCUGUAGAGCUAUAUUGGUAGCUGUUAGAGUGAAAAAAAGCUGCAAAGCUGUUUAGCCAUGCAAUUAAUGACUUCAAACUUUUAGCAUCCUUUUUAGCAGCGUCGAUCAUUUCUGCAAAUGGUCAACAUGACACAGUCAAAAGAAGUACGACGCAAGUAUACCUCGAUUAGGCUUGAUCAGGUGCGAAAUUCAACAGUAAAGUCAUUGUUGCAUGCAUGUGACUCAUCUUUAGCCUAUAAUCAAAAGGAACAGCUUUUUUCAAUAUUCUCCACAGACAACAGCCUAACAUAACAAUAUGCAUAAAACUGUUCAUAAAAGUGUUGCUUUUAAAAUUAGCUAUAUUAAACUGAUGAUGAUAUAUCUAUAAUUAUAUGGAGCUCGUGUAUAUAAGCAAGCGGAAUGGCGGCAAUGGAUAUAGAAUUCCAUGUCACGUAAAACAUACAAGUUCAUAUUUUAAUUGUUUUCACUGUGUUU
Messenger RNA from Halichondria panicea, 2602 nucleotides. RefSeq lists its product as uncharacterized. The transcript has 7 exons. The record is from RefSeq and is a predicted model, not a curated record. The coding region runs from base 677 to 1429 and encodes 250 amino acids. NCBI's taxonomy places the organism in Eukaryota, Metazoa, Porifera, Demospongiae, Suberitida, Halichondriidae.